Molecule: messenger RNA, 1033 nt
Organism: Tilletiopsis washingtonensis
Lineage: Eukaryota; Fungi; Basidiomycota; Exobasidiomycetes; Entylomatales
Product: eIF-3 RNA-binding subunit
Exons: 6
Cellular component (GO): eukaryotic translation initiation factor 3 complex; cytoplasm
Molecular function (GO): RNA binding; translation initiation factor activity
Source: RefSeq, a predicted model, not a curated record
UCAUGGCGCCUACUGCCACUGCCCCCGUGUCCAAGCCCAUGAACUGGGCCGACGACAUCGACGAUGACGCGCAGCUCAAGGCAAACGCACCCGCAGCCGUCAAGGCCGGCGAGCUGCCGGCGCGCACCGUCAAGGAGGAGGCGGGCGGCAUCAGUGUGAUCACCGAGUACAGCACGAACCCGGAGGGCAAGACGGUCAAGAUCACGCGGCGCAUCCGUCGCACGCUCGUGACGUCCAAGGUCAACGCCGCCGAAGCCGAGCGCAAGACAUGGGCCAAGUUUGGCCAAGAGUCGGGCCGCGCGGCGGGGCCGCACAGCAGCACGACGACGGUGGGCGAGAAUGUGGCGCUCAAGUUCGCUGCCGGCUCGACGAAGAAGGACGAGCCGGAGGUGGACGAGGUGGAUGCGAUGCGCGCAAAGCUGGCCACCAAGAAGAUCACCUGCCGACUGUGCAAGGGCGACCACUUCACCACGCGCUGCCCGUACCGGGACACGCUCGAGGCGAUUCCCGGCGCAGCCGACACGGGCGCAGACGAGGUGCCAGCUGCGGCGUUGGACCCGACCAACCCGGCUGUCGCCGCGUCGGCCGCCGCCGGCUCGUCGGGCGCCGGCGGCAAGUAUGUGCCGCCGAGCAUGCGCGCCGGCGCAAAGGGCGCCGGCGAGCGCAUGGGCGGCCCGGCGGGCGGCAUGAACAGAGACGAGAUGCCGACGCUGCGCGUGACGAAUCUGAGCGAGGAUGCCGAGGAGGACGAUCUGCGCGACAUCUUCUCGCGCUUCGGCCGGGUGACGCGCGUCUACAUCGGCAGAGAUCGCGAGACGGGAGAGUGCAAGGGCUACGCCUUUGUCUCGUUCGAGUCGCGCGACGACGCGGCGCGCGCAAAGGACAAGGUCGACGGCAAGGGCUACUCCAACCUCAUCCUCUCCGUCAACUGGUCCCAGCCGCGCGGCGAGCGUCCGGGCGGUGCCUGAGCGCUGUCUUGCGCUCUGCGUCUGUCUCUCUCUCUCCCCAUCUCGGCCGUUCCUUUCCUCACGAC